CGAAGAAGAGAGAGAGAAGGAUUUGCAAGUGGGAUUCUGAUCUGUAAGGAAAUUCAAGGCUCGUGACCCUUUUUGAGCCGAACUAAUGAUACCUGAAUUUAUCAGUUUUUUUCGGAAUUACCAAGUUUCUGUCGAGUUACUUGUUAAAAUAUACAUACGAUUCUGACGGUGUCAAAGGGAUGAGAUUUGUUGAUCCAAGUAGCUGUAAAUUUUAGACUAGCCCUUAAUUAGACGAUAGCGUUGUUGAUGUCUCGCGAUUGUGUUCUUUUUCAGAACUUUGAACAAUGGCAGAAAAACCAGAAGAUUUGAAUCUUCCUAACGCAGUUAUUUCACGCCUGGCAAAAGAUGCUGUAAGAUUAUUAACCUUAAACAUUAUAAUGUGGGACAUUUCCAGUCGCAACUACUUUGCUAAAAUCUGAAAAUAGCUGAAAGUGAUGCGAGAGUGAUCGCACUGUCCUAGAUUGCAAACUAAUGAACUUCUCUCUGUUCCAGCUCCCUGAAAAUGUUAACAUAUCCAAAGAAGCCAGAACUGCCAUAGGAAAAGCUGCCAGCGUCUUUGUUCUCUAUGCUACAUCAUGGUGUGUAAUAAGUCUAAGUUAUUCUAAAUUUUUUUGAGGGCAUAGAAAAGAAAGUGGGAGGGUUGAGAGCUUUGCAGAAUUCAUCAUGAGGUUAACUUCCAGAAAACUGGUAUAGAACUAACACUGAUCAAAUCUGAUUAGUUUGGUGCAUUUAAUAUUACUUGUAUCAGCCUGUGAUUAGUUUCACUCCUGUAUAAAUACUUUUGCCAUAUGUUUCUUUAUGGAGAAUAUCUGCGAGGUCUAUGUACCAAUAAUACAAAGAGUUAAAAAGUCUAAGCUUGGUUAAAAACUACCAUUUUUUUUAAUGCUGAUUUUUUUCUGUUUCAUCUUAGUGCAAAUAACUUUGCACAAAAACAGAAGAGGAAGACAUUAACUGCACCUGAUGUAUUUGAAGCUUUAGAGGAAAUGGAAUUUGAGCAGUUCAUUAAACCUCUUAAAGAAAGCUUAGCUUGUGAGUGCUUCUUUAAUUUGUAUUUUAAACACCUGAGAAUUGGAAGAUUUCUGCUAUGGAUGUUUCUUUGUUGCUUCUUUGCUUAAGUGAAGAGAGAAAAAUUAUCAAAAAUAAAGAAAAAAAAGCAAUGCUAUUAACAUUAAAUGUCAUUGGUUUAAACAUCAAUUGACAUAAAAAGGAAAAUCUAAACUAGAUUUGGAAUACCGUAUUACUAAGGAAUUCUUUAAACAGUGGGGGUAAUCUAUAGUGGACUAGCACUUCAUCCAGAGGAGGAUAUUGUCUCAAAGCCAUUUAUUGCACAGGAACAGAGAUUAACUCUGGUGGACAAACUGCUUGAGCUGUAUAAAAAGUUUACUUAUCUUUUUUAUGAGUAAAUUUUCUUCAGUCUGUGUGAACCAUGAAAAUCUAGGAUUUAUGAAUUUAUUUGUGUAUUACUCUUGGAUGGCAGUCAUGAUAAUAAAUGUCUUCCAUUAAUUCCCUGCUCUUGUUAUCAACUCGUGUUGUAGUUGUUUGAAAUGUGUAAAUUUUUACCUGUGAUGUUUUCUGAGUUUGUGUUUUUUGCCUUAUAGUGUUCAGAAAGGAACAAAAAGGUAAAAAGGAAGCAGCAGCUGAAUCAAAACGAAAGAAGAGUGAUACUGCAUCUGAACCAGAACCAGAAUCCAAACGUCAAAAAACAGAAUCUGAUGACAAGGAGAAAUUGAAAGAAACUAAAACAGGAGGAGCAGAUAAAGAUACAGAAAAUGAAGAAGAUCCAUAGGUAGUAAUGAUCAUUUAGAGAGUAAAAAAUAACCAAGGAUUGUUCUAGGUACACAGCCAUUCUGAAUUGUGCAGCUUCAUUUAGAUGGCUUGCAUUACUUUUCAUUCAGAUGGGUAGUAUAUUAUUCUGAUCUUUUACAUUAUUCUCCUGCCAUGACAUUUCCCAAUGAAAACCCUGUAACAAUGACAAAGGAGACAUACAGCCACACUGCUAUUUAAUGAUAAUGUUUGCAAUAUUCUGAAACAGUCUUCUUGACUGUAGCCAUGACUGAAAGUUGUCUAAAGAGUCAUGGAAACAGUGAAGGAAUUUUACAAUAUCUUCAGAGUAUGAAAUUUGUGGCUAGUGCAAGUGAGACCACUUCAGGUGAAAAUACAUUUUUAAGUUAGCCAAGAAUAAGUCUUAGUUCUCUUUUCUCUCUUUCCUCCUUCCCUAGACACAAAUUUCACUUAUUUGAGAUUUUUACUAUUAGCAGUGAAUACUUGAAAGAACCACCCUGCCCAUGGCCUACCAGCUAUCCCAAGAUGUUUGUUGGGUCAAGUUGGGUGGAUUGUGUUUUUAAGGAGAAAGAUAAGAGUCCAAUCAAGUUAUAUAAUAAGUUUGGUCCACAAGAUUUAAAGAAAGAUGUUUCUUCGUCUUGUCACAAGCAUGGGACAAAGAAAAAAUUCCGAGUCCCUAUGAGGAAUCGAACCUCAGACCUUCGGAUUUGCGCUCUGAUGCUCUACCACUGAGCCACAAAGACUCUUCGGUGAGCAGGGUCUCCUACGAAGUUCUAAUGACAUGCAUCCUGCAUACUGCUAGGAUCAGCAAUGUCAAUAGCGUAAUGUUUUUUGACAGAAA
Pocillopora meandrina is the source of this 2623-nucleotide messenger RNA. NCBI's taxonomy places the organism in Eukaryota, Metazoa, Cnidaria, Anthozoa, Scleractinia, Pocilloporidae. The record is from the annotation of a GenBank genome assembly.